Molecule: messenger RNA, 1184 nt
Organism: Striga asiatica
Lineage: Eukaryota; Viridiplantae; Streptophyta; Magnoliopsida; Lamiales; Orobanchaceae
Source: the annotation of a GenBank genome assembly
CUUUUUCAAUAGGACUGCCACUGAAUAUCUACUCAACCUUAAUAAUAAUUUAUACCCUUUAUUAGGAUUUAGGAUGAAAAGUGCCACCAAAUCUCCUUCUAAGCCCUCGACUGGAUCAUUUUCCAUUUUCUUCUGAGAGAAAAAUUGAAAAGUAAAACCCUUUUUGUCUGCGUAAAAUCUCCGAGAAGAAGAGUGAAGGGGAAGAAAACAGCUUCGGAAUUUCGAUCCGAUGGCCAACAGCAAUUUACCGCGUAGGAUCAUCAAGGAGACCCAGCGUCUUCUUAGCGAACCAGCUCCAGGAAUAAGUGCAUCUCCAUCUGAAGACAAUAUGCGGUAUUUCAAUGUAAUGAUUCUUGGUCCCACACAGUCUCCUUAUGAAGGUGGGGUCUUUAAGCUGGAGCUGUUUUUACCUGAAGAAUACCCCAUGGCUGCCCCGAAGGUUCGCUUCCUUACAAAAAUCUACCACCCUAACAUUGAUAAGCUUGGAAGGAUAUGCUUAGAUAUUCUCAAGGACAAAUGGAGUCCCGCACUUCAGAUCAGAACUGUACUUCUGAGCAUACAAGCACUUUUGAGUGCUCCAAAUCCGGAUGACCCACUCUCUGAAAACAUUGCGAAGCAUUGGAAAUCAAAUGAGUCUGAAGCUGUCGAAACUGCUAAAGAAUGGACGCGUUUAUAUGCAAGUGGUGCUUGAAUAACAUGGAACUUGGGUUUCUUUCUCUAAUAAGUAAAGUUAUAUUCUAUCAUCCGUCAAGUAAAACAUGGAAAAAUUUGGAAGAAUGACCCCCCUAGUUUCAAAUUGUUCUCGUUAUUAGAACGUCAUUAAAAAUGUGCAGAUGAUAUAAAGUCAGUGAGUUCUGUUAUGCUAUGUCUUAUUAUCUGGAAGUUUAUUGUACUCUUGUUUUACACAUUUGAAAUUAGCAAUUCAGUUUGCAGUGUUUUGGUUAUGCAUAUGUUUUUUUCAAUUUCUUUCUUGUCUAUGUGAAACCUUUUUAGAAUUUAAUUCAAGUUAUACGGGUAUUAAUUGGAAUUGUUGCAUAUGCACACAUUAUGCAAUGUGCAUAAUGUAUUAGAUGUUGAGCAUAUGCUAAAGUUAUUUUAGAAUAUGUUGAUUGUUAUUAAUAUUUUGUUUGGACUGCGGUACGAUGCAUCAUGAGCACAUAUUCCACUAUGCUAUGAUUUGUAAA